CAUAGUUCUUUUAUCACUCCGUAUUAGUUGUGCGAGCGUGUAUACGUGUUUUUAGUUUUUAUAAUAUGUUUUCAUUAAAAAGAGCUUCCUUAAGCCUACAUCAGUUCUUGAUCGACAACAAAACACUACAGCCUGGAAUGGAAGUCAGCAGGGCGAAUCAAACCAAUGGUAAUCCCCCAAGCAGAAGAUCAGAAGUAUGGCCGAUCGAGAGUCAAGAGCACUUAAUACAUGCUUCAAAACAGAACAUCUUUGAAAGGAUACCAAAAAAAUGGAGGGACUACAUUUUAAUAACACUUGGUUUAAUAAUAACAAUACUACUAUUUAGUGUGACAGUCAUUUUAGCUUUGAAAAAAGGGAAGACACUAGCUAUGUGCACUUCUCCAGAAUGUAUUCAUUCAGCAUCUAAUUUGUUGCAGUCAAUGAAUCUGACUGCUGAUCCCUGUGAUAAUUUUUAUAAAUUUGCCUGUGAUAAUUGGAGAGUUGAGCAUGUCAUGUCAGAACCAAGAUUUUUGAACAACUGGUUCGAAGAAAGAAAUAAGAUUAUAAAAAGAGAUAUGCUAGAAUUCUUAGAACGUGAAGAUUCCGAUGAUGAACCAAGGUGUGUUCAUGAAGCAAGGAUUUUGUUUGAUGCCUGUUUUGACUUUGAGUCAAUGGAUAAACAUGGAAUAGAAACAUUGUGGAGAAUUUUAGAAAAUAUAGGAUUACCCAAAGUCCCAUUCAUGAAUAAAAAACCAAAACAAUCAUGGAUUAAAAGCUUGGCUAAAGCCAAAAGAUUUUUGGAUCUAGAAGUUUUAAUAGGCUCUGGUGUUACAACAUCGCUGAAAAACAGUACAACUAACCAAUUAGCAAUAGCCACAGUUGAAGAAUCAGAUAAAUUCCUGAGGAGAAAGUUGGUAGAGACCUCAUAUGAAAAAUUCUUUAAAAGAAGAUUGGAAAAGGGAGAUUUGGAGGUAGUACAGAAUUGGAAGAAAUACUCAACACAGCUUAUGGCAUAUUUAGCAAAAUAUGCGAAUGUCACAGUACCGAAUAUGAAUGAAGUAUUGACUCAAGCGAGCAUUAAAAUUAUCACAAUGAAAGGAAAUAUUUCAGAGAUUGAAUCAUCAGAAAAUGUAACAGGACCUAUCAUAAAUGAUAUUCCAGAUGAAAUGUCAUUCAAUGAGGUUCAAUCGUUUGUUGAUAUGGUGUCGACCAAUGGCCAGUCUAAGAUUAAUUGGAAAAACUACUUCAAAUAUUUGUAUGAUGAUCUUGAUACCGCCUUAAAUUUUGAAGAAGAUUAUGUUCUAGUUUAUAAGAAAAGUUAUUUUGAAUUAUUGUCAUCAAUGUUGGACGAUUAUGACGAAAAAGAUCUUGAAUUGCUCAUUUGGUGGGAGGUGGUCUAUAUGCUUUCUCCUCAUGUUAAUGAAGAACUGAAAACUCUAAAAGACACGUAUGUGUCAAAAAUAGUUCCUCAUAAUCAAGCAGAAUCCAGGUCAACGGAAUGUGCAAGAAUUGUGUAUAACUUCAUGGAUGCUGCAGUCGGGUACUCAGCAGUGGAUACAAUAGAUUUUGACUUAAUUAAUAAGGUUGCAGAUAUCAUAUCCUAUAUUCAAGAUUCUUUUAUUACUUACAUUAAUGAUCUCACAUGGAUGGAUGACAAAACAAAAAUUGCAACAGUUGAAAAAGUUUUAGCAAUAAAGAAGUUUAUUGGAAUACCAAAUUGGAUGCUGGACAAAGAUGAACUAGAUUCUCGUUAUGAAAAUAUUACAAUGAAUGCAACAACAUUUCUCGACAACUUGUUGCAAAUAUUAGAUGUCGAAAUAUCUCAGACACUGGACACUCUGCGAACUGGGAAUGACAAGUCAAUACCCCAAUUCAACCCUUUGGAUAUAAAUGCUUAUUAUGACCCCAGUGGUAAUGCAAUCAGUGUUCCAGCUGCUAUAAUGCAGUUUCCAUUUUAUAAUUUAGGACUUGAGUCAUUAAAUUAUGGGGCUAUAGGUUCAAUAUUGGGCCAUGAAAUGACACAUUCGUUGGAUAGCUUUGGUCGAAAGUUUGAUUUAAAUGGCAAUUUGAAUCUAUGGUGGAGUAAUAAGUCUUCAUUAGAGUUUGAUAAACGCACAGAAUGCUUUGUUAAUCAAUACAGUAAUUAUUAUUUACCUUCAAUAAAUGAAACAGUGAACGGUAAUAAUACACUUUCUGAAAAUCUGGCUGAUGAUGGUGGACUUAGAAAUGCCUUCAAUGCUUACCAGAUGUAUACCAAGGAAAAUAAUCUAAAAGAACUUGGCCUUCCCGGAUUAGAAGAGUUCUCUAGCAACCAGCUAUUUUUUCUUAGUUUUGCUCAAAUGUGGUGUUCUGAAUACACAGAUUCAUCAUUGAGUGAUACAAUAGAGUAUGAUGAACACAGUCCACAGUUUGUGAGGGUAAACAAAGUUUUGCAGAAUACAGCACGCUUUUCAGAAGUGUGGAACUGCCCUGUUGGAUCAAAAAUGAAUCCUAAGACAAAGUGUAAGUUAUGGCUAGACUAGGUAAAAUAUCACACCACACAUUGUUUUGUAUUUAUACUUGGUGUGAAAAAUUUAAAAGUAUGUAUGUACUUUUAUGAAUUAUGUAAAAUAUUAUUGUAAAUAUUAGAUUAAAAAAAUAUUAGUGAGUUGAAGUAUUAGGGACCAUCAUCCGUAGACUAAGUGUGACUAGAAAACUCAAACAUACCGUCCAAUAAAUAUUAUAUUUUAGAAAAGAUUUUUUUUUAGUCACUAAGAGUUCUCAUACCAAGGAAGUCAAAUUGAUAUAUUCUACGUGACUUGUAAGGCUAAUAUCCUUGGUCUGAACAAACUCUGACAAUGUAUAUAAAUGUACUAUAUUUUUAUAGAAGUAUGGAACCGAAACGUUUGAUAUUAAUUUAAAUAAGUUUUGUUAUAAUAACUCCAUUUUUUAAAAUAUUGUAUUUUUAUAGAUCUGUAAUUGAUUCUAAUUGUCAAGUAUAAGGAUCAUUUCUCUGCCAUUUGUUAUUGUCAACUGAUAUGAAUUUUAAAAUAUUUUAUACUUUAUAAUUAAUUUAGCUAAAUUAAAUGAAUCUCAGUUAAUUGAAAAGUAAUAUCUUUCAUAGUAUUUUAUAUUUUGUUUCAUAAUAAUGUUUUUUAUUCUAAUAAUUUCAUUUACAAACAAAAGUUAAUAAGAAAAAGAAAAUGGAGAAAAUAUUGCAUUUUGUAUAAUACAGCCACAGAAAUGACCCUUCUUGGUAUAAUUAUUGACUAAUGUUAAUCAAUAUUAAUUAUGAGCAAUCUUCCUUUUUUAUUUUGGUCAAUUCCAAACUAAAAAUAUAUUACGUGUUUUGAAAUAAUUUAAAAAGUAUUUAUUAUACUUGUUUUACAAACAAAAACUACUAUUCCUUCUUUCUAAGAUCUUUAAUUGGAAAUUGUGAUCAGAAGAAGUAAAUUGAUAUGAAAAUUGUUCAGCUCUAUCAACAAUAACUAUAGCUUAACCAUGAUUAGUUGGCAUCCCAAGGAAUUACUAAUGUAACAGUAAGUUGAAAUUAACAUAUUGUUUUUUUGUUCCUUAAUCUCCAAUAUUAUAGACAAAAUAUUCACAAAUGUAUACAUGUAUUCCAGACAAUAGUGUGAUCUUGUAAUAUGUAUUUGUACAUAAUACUUGAGCUUAAUUAAAAAACAAAAUAUGAGUUUCAAUUUAGUUACGGAUGAGUUCACCCUCAGAUUUACUCAUGGUUGAGCUAUGGUUUCAGACCCCAUUGGGUAAAAGGCCAUUUUGGUCACUCAUUGUUGUCAAUGAGAAUUUUAAUGUACCUGAUUUGUGAUUUUUUAUGUGAUUUUAAGACUAUCAGUCAUUGUAUUUUGUAAAUAUAUGUAUAGAGU
Molecule: messenger RNA, 3845 nt
Organism: Nezara viridula (southern green stink bug)
Lineage: Eukaryota; Metazoa; Arthropoda; Insecta; Hemiptera; Pentatomidae
Source: the annotation of a GenBank genome assembly